AUUAACGGAAUGGAUGGAACGGACAGAGUGGAUGGAAUGAAUCGGUUGGAUGGAACAGAUGGAGUGGAUGGACGGAAGUGGAUGGAUGGAAUGGAUGGAACGGACGGAGUGCAUGGAUUAACUAGAUCGAACGGACGGAAUGGAACGGACGGAGUGCAUGGAUUAAUUGGAUGGAAUGGAUGGAGUGGAUGGAUGGAUGGAUGGAAUCGGUUGGAUGGAACAGAUGGAAUGGAUGGAAUGAAUCAGUUGGAUGGAACAGAUGGAGUGGAUGGAUGGAAUGGAUGGAAUGGACGGAAUGGAGUGCAUGGAUUAAUUGGAUGGAACGGACGGAGUGGAUGGAUGGAUGGAAUGGAUGGAACGGACGGAGUGCAUGGAUUAAUUGGAUGGAACGGA
This is a messenger RNA of Lentinula edodes (shiitake mushroom), 393 nucleotides long. RefSeq lists its product as uncharacterized. The annotation marks the transcript as partial. Lineage: Eukaryota; Fungi; Basidiomycota; Agaricomycetes; Agaricales; Omphalotaceae. The transcript is spliced from 5 exons. The record is from RefSeq and is a predicted model, not a curated record.